CUUAAAAAAUAAAAGAUUUAUUAAUUAAAUAUUAUUAGGGUUAUGUUUUUUACUUAUUCCAUAAUUAAAAUAGGCCAUUCAUAUUUAGUUUAAUUAUUAUAUUUAUAUAAUUUAGCUGGCAAAUAUCUAUGAUUUUUAAUGUUCAAACAGCCGAAGAUAUUGAAGGAAUUAUGAAAUAUAAAUUUAUUUAAUAUUUAUUUCUCAUUUAUAGUUAAAACUUAAAUUAAGUAAUGUUCUAUAUUGUCAUUUGUAUCAAUCUAUUUAUAUUAAUAAUUUUUAUACUGUAAUAAUUACAGUAAUAUUUAGAUAUGAAAUACGAUAUGUUUUAUAUACUUUUUAGAUUUGUAUUUAUAACUUACAAUUAUGUUUUUUAUUUCCUGAAAUAUUUUAUACAAUAAUGCGAUUUCAAAGCGAAUAUAUGUAUUCAACUUUGAAUAUGUCUUUAACCAUAUUUUAUUAUACAGUUUUUGUAAUUCAUGAUUAAGAUUAUUAAAUUAUAUCGCUCGAUUUUUUAGGAAAAAGGAAAUACUAUUUAUGGGAUAUAAUUUACUUUAUAUUUUUAUUAGUUCUCUCUUAAACAUAUUAAAUUGAAAUAAAAUAUUUAUAAUCAACCUUAUGUUAAUUUUUUUUUAUUUUUAAUUUAUCAAAAUUAUUUACAUGCUAAUAAUAUAACUGUUAAUAAAUAAUGAUUUUAAAUGUAUAUUUAUAAUUAUUUUUAUUAAUGCUUAAUACUUAUAUUUGCAUAAGAAUAUAUGUUGGUGAUGGCUGCUCUUUUAUCAUUGCUUUGCUAAUUAUAGCAACUAUUUCAUAUCGAUUCGCAAAACUUUAUGAAUAAUACAAUUUUAGGAUUUAAAAUUAAUCAUAAAAUAUAGAGAUUAAAACUUAGCCAUAGGAUUUGGAUUUAUAUUUAAGAAUUCUCUUAAGCUUUUAGGAUAUAGAUUAUUUAUCCUAUAGUAAUAGAUAAGAAGGUUUAAUUUUAGAAAAUAUUACUUUAACUCAUAUAAUAAAUUGCCAAAAGCAUAAUUAAUGUUUUUGUGAAUAGCAUAUAAAUAAUAUUUAAUAGUUUUAAGAAAACAUAAUAGGGGAAAAGAGGAGAAGAGCUUUCUUUUGUUAGUUUAUAAAACAGACAUAUGUAGAUUUAAUAGAAAAGCUUGUAAUAAAUAAAAAGUCUAUUAAUGGAUUAAAUGAGCUAGCAUUUAGUUAUUUUUACUUCCUUUUAUAAGUACAUAAACAUAAAGCAAUAACAUUUAUAGAAAUACUAAGAUUUUCAAAUAAAUUGAAUCUUUCCUUAAGAGAGUAAUGCUUAGUAAACUAUAUAUGUGAACUUGCAGAAAAAUUUUAUACAUAAAGAGAAGAAAAUCAUACAGAAAUUAAAAAAAAAAAAAUAGAUAAUUUUUAUAAUUAGAAACAUAAAAAAUCUGUUUAUAUAAAAGAAAUAAAUUAAUUGGAUUUUAGUCAGGUCCUUUAUUUUGAUGAAAAUUUUUAAGAAUUUAAGGAUAAAUUAUAUAACACUUUAUAAUAAAAACAAAUUUUUUUAAGCAUAAUAAAUAAAGAUUUUAUAAAUUUAUAUGAAUUAUAAAAAUAAGGAAAGGAUUGUAUAAAAAAUAUAGAUAAAUUAGAAGAAGAAAUACAAAAAUUAAUAAAAAUAAAUCCUUUUUGUGAAGAAUUAAACUAAUUUAUUUAAAUAUUUAUAAAUUAUUUAGGAUUUGAUAUAAGAAAAAAUUAAUUUAAAUUAAUUUAAUAAUCUUAGUACAAAAGGAAAAAAUAAUAAAGAAUAAAUACUGACAUCUUUACAAAAAACUCAUCAAUAAUAUAUAUAACAUUAAUAAACAAAGUUGGCUAAAUAAGAAAAGUAUAGUCGAAUUUCCAAAAUGUAUUAGGUUAUAAGCCUGAGGAAAUAUUAAAUAAAGACUUAAGUAUAUUUAUUCCAUAAAAAAUAAAGCAAAGUCAUAAAAUAAUGAUUUAAAAUCAUAUAAUAGAAGAUUAAGUGACAUAAUCAAGUUAAAGAAAAAAUUAUUUACCAUUAAUAAUUGCAGAAAAUAAAUAAGGAUUUGGUGUUCCGUUAUCUAUAUUUAUUAAAUCCCAAAAAAUGACUAAUACAAUUGAAAAUCAUAAUGAUUUUGGACUUAUAGCUAAUAUUAAAAGUAUUGAAAAUGAAUAUUUCUAUAUAAUGACAUCUUUAAAAUCUUUCAAAAUUCAAUUAAUGUCAGAGAAUUACUAUAAGAAAGUUUUUUGGAGAUAUUCUUUAUAAGAAAAUCUAAAAAAAAUUUAUUUAAAUAAAAUAAUUCCUCUUCUUCAUUAUUUUCAGAUUUAUUCUAAAAAUGAAAAUCCUGUUGUUGGUCAUGAAGAUAUUACGGUUUCUACUCUUGCUUUUUUGCCUAAAGACAUUUUUAUUUAAGAAAAUUAACAAAGGAAUUUCCCAAAAUUAGAAUUUUGUUAAAAAACAUAAAUUUAAGAUUUAGAAUAAGCACUUAAUAAAUAUAAAAUAUAACUUUUUGAUAUUUAUUAAGUCAGAUUAAAGUUAUAUUUAAUCUAAAACUAAUAAUUUUCUUUUAAUAUAAUUGAAAUUCAAAGCUUUAAAUUAAUUUAAAAUACAUAAGAAUAAAUAUAAAACUUGAAAAUUAUUUAAAACUAAUUAUAAUAGUUUCUUAAUAUAAAUUUUAAAAUUGAUAAAAAUAUUGAAUAUUUGGAAUCGGUCUUAAAUACUUAAAAUUAUUCUGAAAAUCAAUCUAUUAUUUCUAAUAAAAUAAUUACUUAAGAUAAUAUAUAUACUUAAAACACAAGAUCUUAACAUUUCUAAUCUUAAUUAUCCUAAAAUAAAAUUACAUAAAAUGAAAAUAAUACUAAUUCAAACUCAUAAAAUUUGGAUCGCAACUAUAUUUAGAAACAAAGAAUUCUAAAUGCUCAGUAUAAUAAAAUAAUACAUAAUAAAAUAAUACAUCAUAUAAUACAUUAAGCAAUAUUUAAACUGUUAAAACUUUUUUUAGAAAAGGGAAACAUGGAAGAACUACAAAAUAAAAAGAUACAGGAAUUUUCAAAUAAAAAUAUUUAAAAAAUAAAAAUCUUUUAGAAGGUGAGAAUAAUUCUUUGAAUUUCUAAAGUUAAUAUUUUUCAAAUAAAGAAGAAGAAGAUAAUGAAAAUAUUAAUUUACAUUUUGAUAAAUCAUCUAAUAAAACAAGCCAGAACUAAAAUAAUAAUCAUUAAAGAGUUUUUUAUAUAAAAAAAAUUAAAUAAUAUAAAGGUGAUAAUUGUUUAAGAAUAUUUAAUUAUUUUUCUAUUAUAAAUAUUAUAGCAAUAAUAAUAUUCAUGAUAUUUCUAAAUUUAAAAUCAAUAAAUGCAUUUAAAAUUGUAAAAAAUAAUUUUUAAUUUUUAACAUUUCCACUUGCAAUGAAAACACUAAUAAAUGAAUAUUUUAGUUAUUUUUAUUUAAAAUAACUAUAAUAAAAAGAUUUUUUUCCAAGUCUAUUUUAAUAGUAAGAACUAAUUAAUUAAAGAAUGCUACAAGCUGCAUCAUAAUAUUAUGAUUAUGUUUAUUAUUUUUAGAU
This is a messenger RNA of Ichthyophthirius multifiliis, 3545 nucleotides long. RefSeq names its product PAS domain S-box family protein, putative. NCBI's taxonomy places the organism in Eukaryota, Ciliophora, Oligohymenophorea, Hymenostomatida. The transcript has 4 exons. The record is from RefSeq and is a predicted model, not a curated record.